Messenger RNA from Solenopsis invicta (red fire ant), 2860 nucleotides. RefSeq lists its product as uncharacterized. The coding region runs from base 126 to 2174 and encodes 682 amino acids. NCBI's taxonomy places the organism in Eukaryota, Metazoa, Arthropoda, Insecta, Hymenoptera, Formicidae. The transcript has 2 exons. The record is from RefSeq and is a predicted model, not a curated record.
GCACAUAUAUCAACAAAAACAAUAAGAGACCACGAGAAGAUGUCGAAACAUUGAAAUCACACACAAAAGUUUAUAAACAUACCACAAAUAAUGAGACAACCACGAAAAAUCUCAAAAAACGAAAGAUGGUAACAAUUCCUACAAAUGCCAUCGAAUUAAUACACCAGGACGAAGAAGAAGUCCAAAUCUUGAAAGUAAUUAACGUUAAUGACCCAACAAUAAAGUCAGAAAACGAGAACAUAACAAAAACCAAUAUACUUACCACAAAAGAUGAAGAUUAUCACAGGGAAACCACAAUAAGGACCGUGGAACCAAUUCCCACCCAGGAAGACCCAUCCAACCUGAAACAAAAAGAAAAAGUAAGGUCGGUCAAUGAAAACAGACAAAAACACAAAAUAGUGUCAAAUGAAACCCACACACUAAAGAAAAGUGAGGUAGACACAUUAAAUAUAAUAAAUAUAGCGAAAAGCAAACAAAACCACGCAGAAACUGCAUUACAUGUAAACCAAGUACAUGCAAACGCACCACAAAACGAAUUUCUUACGAGAAAUGAACCAAGUUCCACAAUAAUAAAGGAACAAGUACAAUCAAUAAGCAACAACAUUCAAAACCUGCAAAACCAAUUGCAGAGCUUAAUCGAUAAAGCUAAAACGCAAAUCGGCCCACGAAAGAACAAACCGAGUACAUUAAAUCAACUUAAAACUGAAUCUCUUACGCAGAUCAACAACGAUUCAUCAAUUGAAUCAACAAUAUCCGCUAAAAUUGCGAAUCAAAACAUUAAAUCGCACGAUCAUACUAUGUCAUGCGAUAACAGCCAUAAAAAGUCACUAGGACAAAAUACGAACAAUUGUGGAACGCGCCCAUAUGACAAAACGCGCGAACGCAACCACAAUCAGCUGACCAAGCCACGAGGUAACGUGAAAACGUCAAGUGAGCUGAUUAACACAGCCAAUUUAAUAAAACAAAACCACAACAUGGAACCCUACCUGCCAUACGAAAAACAAUGGUAUGACGCGCUAACUGAACGAGAAGAAGAGAUAAUGCAAGAAGCGGAAAGGCGAAAGGCGUGGAAGAAAAUCUUCGCCGCCAAGCGUCAAAGAAUCAGUGCGGGAACCGAAUUUUUAAACCGAACAUCGCCUGUCGACUUCAAUGACGAAGUAAGUGACGCGAUACGAAUACAAGAAGAGAGGUUAGAAAAACAGUACAACCAAAUGAUAAAAAAUUAUUAUAACGAGGACGAGGAAAAAACCACGUUCAUCGACAACUUCACGGUAAACGACGACAAGGACCAAUCAAAUUAUAAAGUAAAUGUGGUAAUCAAUAUUACAGACAUAAGGAAAAACAAAAACCCCAGAUCAAGAGAAUGUAUCAUCGAAUACAAACUCAAAAAGCACACCGCUUCAAAAAUAUACGGUUUGGGAGAACAAUACACCACAAACGAGGAGGAACAGUUACAAGUGGAAGACUCACCCACAACAAGCGCCGAAGUAGCUGUACAAUCAACAACAAAACAAACAAUAACAUUUUUGACCAACGUACGUACACAAAAACAAUCAGACUGGGAAUCUCCAACGCAGUCUCCGAAAAAUAAGAAGAGGAAUAAGCACGAAAAUUCCACAUCAAGCGAAAGCACCGCCAGUAACGAAAACACACCCACCGGUAAGAAAAAACAAAAAAUAAUAAAAUCAGAGGCCAAAUCAAAAAUAGCUAAAGCUCGAAAACGAAACGAACAAGGAAGAUUUGAGAAGAAAAAGGUUAUACCCACAAUCCUGAGCCAGGAAAUAAGGACAGGCAAAUAUACUAUAAUAAAUAACAAUUUUUCAACCACGAAACAACAAAAAAUCUGCGUUCAAGCAAGCUCAAACGCAGAUUUGGCGGGAAAAUUGCAACCGCGGGAAAAUUAUCCCGUGGUUGCACUUCAGAGGAUCCCAUGGGAAGGGGAGCCCCCCGUUGAGACAUCACCUAACCUGAAUAUGGCGCCGGAAAGUACAUACGAGGUGCCAGAACAAGGAAAGUCAAUUGAUGAGACAAUCCCGGACCAGGUAAAGCCGCAAGAUGACAGCCAGAGCGGCAGCGGCAACCAGGAGACGGAGGAAUCCACAAAAGAAGUAGAGGAGACAGCGGUUGCGCCCACGGACACAGCAAUCCCGGAUGACAACAAGACGGGAAUCUAACGCUACAUGACACGGGCAAGAAAACUUCAAAAGGAUCUCUUCUUAAUCUUACUUUAGUUUUAUUAUUAUUAUUUUGUAGCCAGUAUUAUUUUAUUAUCAUUCUAAAAUACACAAUUAUAAUUAUAACCACAAUUAUAAACAUAAAGUAUACCAUAAACUAGGUUAAGAUGUCUAACAACACGCAAUCAAACGAGACACAUAUAUUAUUAGCAAAACAAUUAAUUUUAAUUAUUAUUUCAAUAUUCGCAUUGUUAAUUAUAUUAAAAUUUAAUCAUAGCUUGUUAAAAUACCACAAGUUCAAAUGCGCCUUCCCGCGCUCACUUGUGGUAGUACCGCCAUCUUGGCGGAGCGAUACAUGGCGGCGUCCGAAAUAGGGGCCUCGACGAGAGAAGCCAAGCGUCGCCAUCAUGGUGGAAGUAACAUGGUGUGUGCAGUUUGCAAGCAUCUCUCUCUAAGUCUUUGCUCUCUCGCUUGUUUUCUGACCGUUCCGACCCCAGGUGUACCAAUCUUAUUUAAUUCCACAAAGUUGUUACAACUGAAUGUAGCUGUCUUCGUUGCACGCAUAUCAUGUUGUAUUCACUCGGUCUUUUUUUAUCGCAUACGUGAAUAUCGUACGAGAGCCUCGAACAGAAGGAAGAGUGUGAUUUGCAUAGAAAAGGACACAACGAACAUAUAGCAGAGUGCGA